CGCCUCGGCCAGCUCGCGCUGCUCUUCAGCUUGACCUUCGCGCUGCUCUGCUGCCCCUUCGCGCUCGGCGGCCCCGCCGCGGUCCACGCCGGGGGAGCCGCGGGGGCGCCGACGGCCGACCGGGGCGUGUGGCAGCUCCUCCUGGUCACCUUCGUGUCCUACGCCCUGCUGCCGGUGCGCAGCCUGCUGGCCGUCGGCUUCGGGCUCGUGGUGGCCGCCUCACACCUGCUGGUCACGGCCACUUUGGUCCCCGCCAAGCGCCCGCGCCUCUGGAGGACGCUCGGCGCCAACGCCCUGCUCUUCGUGGGUGUGAACAUGUACGGGGUCUGUGUGAGGGUCCUGGCCGAGCGCUCCCAGCGAAGGGCCUUCCUGCAGGCCCGGAACUGCAUCGAGGACCGGCUGCGGCUGGAGGACGAGAACGAGAAGCAGGAGCGGCUGCUCAUGAGCCUCCUGCCCCGGAAUGUCGCCAUGGAGAUGAAGGAGGACUUCCUGAAGCCCCCCGAGAGGAUCUUCCACAAGAUAUACAUCCAGCGGCACGACAACGUGAGCAUACUCUUCGCGGACAUCGUGGGUUUCACGGGCUUGGCGUCCCAGUGCACCGCCCAGGAGCUGGUGAAGCUGCUGAACGAACUCUUCGGCAAGUUCGACGAGCUGGCCACGGAGAACCACUGCCGGCGUAUCAAGAUCCUGGGGGACUGCUACUACUGCGUGUCCGGCCUCACCCAGCCUAAGACUGACCAUGCCCACUGCUGCGUGGAGAUGGGCCUGGACAUGAUCGACACCAUGACGUCCGUGGCCGAGGCCACCGCGGUGGCCCUGAACAUGCGUGUGGGGCUGCACACCGGCCGGGUCCUGUGCGGGGUCCUGGGCCUGCGCAAGUGGCAGUACGACGUGUGGUCCAAUGACGUGACCCUGGCCAAUGUCAUGGAGGCCGCUGGCCUGCCUGGGAAGGUUCACAUCACAAAGGCGACGCUCGCGUGCUUAAAUGGCGACUAUGAGGUGGAGCCGGGCCACGGGCACGAGAGGAACAGCUUUUUGCGAACUCAUAACAUCGAGACCUUUUUCAUUGUGCCCUCGCAUCGGCGAAAGGUGUUCCCGGGGCUGAUCCUAUCGGACAUAAAGCCGGCGAAGAGGAUGCGGUUCCGGACGGUGUGCUACCUGCUGGUGCAGCUCAUGCACUGCCGGAAGAUGUUCAAGGCGGAGAUCCCCUUCUCCAACGUCAUGACCUGCGAGGACGAUGACAAGGCUAAGAAGUGCAUCUCCGCCCACCUCAGCACGCUGGCCGAUUUUGCCAUCGAGAUGUUCGACGUCCUGGACGAGAUCAACUACCAGUCCUACAAUGAUUUCGUGCUCCGCGUGGGUAUGUGGCGCCCAGCCUUCCCGGCACGCGGGCUCCAAGGGCUGGCGACCUGGGCACACCCGCUAGGAGCGUCUCACGGAGGCUGCACCCCGCAGGCAGAGGAGGAGCGAGACGACAUGGAGAGAGUGAAGCUGGAUAACAAAAGGAUCCUCUUCAACCUCCUACCGGCCCACGUCGCCCAGCACUUCCUCAUGUCCAACCCCCGGAACAUGGACCUCUACUACCAGUCGUACUCGCAGGUGGGCGUCAUGUUUGCCUCCAUCCCCAACUUCAACGACUUCUACAUCGAGCUGGACGGCAACAACAUGGGGGUGGAGUGCCUGCGCCUCCUGAACGAGAUCAUCGCCGACUUCGACGAGCUCAUGGAGAAAGACUUUUACAAGGACCUGGAGAAGAUCAAAACCAUCGGCAGCACCUACAUGGCUGCAGUGGGGCUGGCGCCCACGGCCGGGGCCACGGUGAGUGCCGUCCGGGGAGCCCUGGGGGGAUUGGGUCCUAACGCUGCCCCAACUGCCCUGGGGCCCUGGACAGGCUCCGCUCAGGGCCUCGCUCUCCACUCUGCGCUGCAUCAGGGCAGCGGCCUGUGGGCCAUCUUGUCAGUGACCAGCACCCGUGUCAACAGGUACAUCAGCCGCCUCCUAGAAGCCCGACAGACGGAGCUGGAGAUGGCGGACUUGAACUUCUUCACCCUGAAGUACAAGCAGGCUGAGCGGGAGCGAAAGUACCACCAGCUCCAGGACGAGUACUUCACCUUCGCUGUCGUGCUCGCUCUCCUCCUGGCUGCCUUAUUCGGCCUCGUCUACCUACUGAUAAUCCCACAGAGUCCCUUUGCCGUGGGCUGCCUGCCCUGGGACUGGAGCUCCAGUCCCAACGGGUCCCUGGUGGCCCUGUCGCCCGGAGCCCAGAGCCUAGUGCUGCCUGCCCCACCCUGCGAGUCCGCGCCCCACGCCCUGCUCUGCGGCCUGGUGGGCACCCUCCCGCUCACCAUCUUCCUGCGGGUGUCCUCCUUGCCCAAAAUGAUCCUGCUGUCCGUGCUCACGGCGUCUUACAUCCUGGUCCUGGAGCUCAGCGGGUACACCAGGGCUGUGGGGGGCGGCUCUGUCUCCGGCCGCAGCUUCGAGCCAAUCGUGGCCAUCCUGCUGUUCGCAUGCACGCUGGCCCUGCACGCCCGGCAGGUGGACAUCAGACUGCGGCUGGACUACCUCUGGGCUGCACAGCCGGACCUCGUGCCCCGUAAAGAGAAGGAGGCCUUCACUCCCCUCCAGAGUGUCCUGAAAUGCUGCAUCAACGUUGGGCCUGUGGUGGCCGGGGUGAUCGGCGCUCGCCGGCCGCAGUACGACAUCUGGGGGAACACCGUCAACGUGGCCAGUCGUAUGGACAGCACCGGGGUCCCGGGCAGAAUCCAGGUGACAGAGGAGGUCCACCGGCUGCUGAGUCAGGGUGCGUACCGCUUCCUGUGCCGCGGCAAGGUCAGCGUCAAGGGCAAGGGCGAGAUGCUGACCUACUUCUUGGAAGGCAGGACUGACGGAAACGGCUCCCAAACCAGGUCCCUGAACUCGGGGCGGAAAAUGUGUCUGUAUGGGAGAGCUGGCCUCCAGACCAGACUGGCCUCAGGCCGCCCCCCGCUGCCCCCCAUGGCCAGCCUCCCGGUCGGAGCCGGGCUGGGGGCUCUGCAGGGCUCGGGACUCGCCCCCCAGCUCCCUGGCCCGCGCCUGGCCCCCGGAGCUGCUGGGAAGGAGGCUUAGUGGAGCCCAUGCUGGCCGCUGGGGGCUCAGGGCAGAAUUCUCGAGGCCUUGGUCACUGCAGCAGGACCAGCCCGACCAGCAGAGCAGGGCUGGGGAAGGGGUGCUGUCCAGGCAGGACCUGAAGCAGUUGGGCAGUGACUCGGGGAGGGGGAACCCUGUCUGCAUGGACACGAAGCUUUUCACACCACCCUGUCCUCGGUGGCUGGGCGAGCAGGCUGCCCGGGCGGCCAGGCCAGCCUCAGGUGUCGGGACCUUUAGAACCCCCGCCAGGGCUGCCUGGCUGCUCUCGCGUGGGCCCUGAGAUGGAGCCCAGUCAGCCGAGCAUGGCGGGUCCCACGUGGGCAGCUCCAGCCCUGGACAGCAGCCAGCUGGAGCCUGGAGUGGGAGUCAGGCCUCUCUCAGCAGAGCCAUGAGGGCUGGGACCGGGCCCAGAGCUGGCCAGGCCUAAGACAGUUUGGGGACAACUGAGCUGCCCCAGUCCCGCUGCGUGGACGGUGGAGGCUGCGGGCUUUUCUCCAAAGCUGCUUUUUGCUAAGAGCCAGAGGCAGGUCUUCUGGAAUUUUCGGGGCUCUGCAGCCACAGUCUGCAUUGUGACUGGCACCGGCGGUCACCCCACCUGAGGGCGUCGGCUCCUGGAAGCCCGGGACCCCUCCUCUGCUGUCCCUGGGCUGGCUGGUCUGUCAAUGCAGCUCUGACUUCCGUGUGGCAUGUUGAGCUCCUGUGCGUUGAAGGACAGUGCAAGGCUUGGUUGAUUUUGACAACAGGUGACCCUCAGCCAUGAGAAGUGCUGUGUCUGGUGGAAGCAGCCCGGGAUGUGGCGUUCUGGAGUUCGUUUACGGCCCCCGCCCGGUGCAUCUCCACCAUCGCAUGGAGGUGCAGACAGAGGACAAGCCGGGUGUGCUGCUGGGGACAGGGGUCCGGGAGGUCCAGGGGGAGGGGACAUGCACGGACACCUCAGCUCAGCACAGGGAGGAAGACAGCUGGAUCUGGUGGGCAAGUCAGCGCAGACGGCUGUCCACAGACCCGUGGCUCCGGCAGCCAGGAGGGCUCUGUGGGCUGCAGCUGAGCCCUGCUCGGCCGAAGGAACCUGGGGGUCCCAGGUGCACGUAGGAACGGGCUCGCUCUGGGCUGAGCCCUGUGGGAUGGCUGGUGCUGUCCCGGAGUCCCCACCGAGGGCGUGAGAUGUGGCGUCCUACUUGGGGAGGGCUGACCCCCCCAGCUGUGUUGCCGAUGCGGGACGUGGGACGGAGACGGGGGUGUCGGCCCUUCUGCACUGAGCUUCGUGGCGCCUCCGCUGAGGACCGGCUCUGGCCAUUGCUCUGUUGAGAAGCAGGUGGAAACCCCCUCCCCCACCCCAGACACACAGCAUGGCUCCUCCCGGGAAGCCGAGAGAGCGUGUGGCCUGCUGCCCACGGGUCCCGGCCCAGCUCGCACCAGGGCGGAGCAGGGGGGUGGGCAGUAACGGGGCGCUGAGCUGUGAGUGUGCUGUCACGUGACAAAGGGUGCUUUGCAAAGGGGUCCACGGGCGCAGCUGCAAGCUGGGGAGACGCCCCCGCUACCCGGAGGGCUCGGUGUGACCACGUGUCCCCUUACAAGUGGAGGAGGGAGACAGCGCAGUCAGGACGAUCCAAAGAUGAGGGCCUGCUGCCAGUAGCAGGUGAGGGUGUCACAGCCGCCCGCCAGCAGGAGCAGUCGUCACCCCACAACCACAGGUGCUGAACUCAGCAUCAGCCCCAGUGAGUGGAGGCAGGGGGACCCGGGUGACAGCCCUGCCGGCAACACCAGGCGUCACCUUGCAGGGCUGGGCCUCGGGUCACAGAGCUGCUGUGCGAGUCCUGGACACGCGGCCCCCCAGUGGUGGGCGUCCCCCGGUCCCCCCACCCCCACCCCUCCGGUGCCUCAGCACCAGCGUCAGCAGUUCCCAAUCCUCCUGCUUCCUGUGGCGUGGCCGUUGGCCAUGGGUCCUGGGGUUUGGUGCACAGCACUUGCUUUUUAUUUGUGGUCAGACUUGUUGUACGGCCUUAUUUUUUCCUCUCACACAAUAUUCACGCCCAGACGUUGGCGCCUUUGAGCAGGGUCCUCUAAGCGAUUGACUAGGAAGCUCUGUAAACACCGCGCCAGUCCCACCCAAAGGAGAGAAGGCGGACCGGUGGCUGGUGCACUUCAGCCCGAUGCGCCUGCUCCCCCUGCGUGCGCCCCACAGGGUGACACCCAGCCCGUGGCAGUGACCCGUGUGCCCCCGCAUGACCCCUGUGCGCCUGUGCCCGACCUCAGUAGCGUAGAACACAGCCCUGGACUUCCAGGCACCCCGACCCCGGGCCGGUCCUCUCCAUGGUGCCGGGGGCCUGCAGGGUGACGCCCCCCUUCACACAGCCACCCAGAGCCUGCUCUGUUCAUCAGGCUCGAAAGCCACCAGGGCUUCCGGACACUUGGUGUCACUAGAAGCAAUAAGUAACUUUAUCUAAACUGUAGAGACAAGUCUGGUCCAAAGCUGGCUCAGAGACGGGCCCCGGGACGAGUCUGCCUGAAUCGAUGGCGUUGCGGGGCUGACCCCAUGGCCCCCAGCCCUUCCUGCAGAUCCAGCUUGGCAGCUCACUCUGGGGGUUCACUGUUGGCACCCCAGGCUCGGGAAGCAGAGGGCCUGUCUUAGCACUUGCCAGGUUGUCCUUGGGUGAGGAAGGCGGGAGGCGGGCACCCCAGGUCUGCAUGUCCAUGACUUGUCCCCAUGUCUCAGGUCGUCCAGAGGGCAUGGCACAGCCAUGGGUCUGUCCCUCGGGCCAGGAGCCCGUCUCCCAUGGUACACAGGCUGCUGCGGGGCUCUGGGCACGGAGGGGAUCCCGUCAGCCUUCAGACACCACGUGUGGGCACCUGGUAGUCCCAGCGGCCACCUGGAGGUAGCGCUGAGCCCUGUUUUUACUGCUGCCCCAGAAGGAAGGGCUGAGCUGGCCGGUCAGCCCCGUCUUUAGGUUUUCUGCCAGGCAGUGGACCUGUCUCCAUUCCAGCGUGCACCCCCUAGUGCAUGGUGUAUCCCCGUGGUCCCAGGUCGGGUCCUUCGGUCUCUGCCCUGUGGCAGUUCCUCCCAGGACACAGGUGCUCAGCCUGUAAAGCCAGUGCUGAGUGUGCACACAGGCGCCUGCACCAGGCACCGAGCAGCCCUGGGACAGGCUGGCUGAGCUGCUGUUGGUACUUUUGGUCCUGACACCGUGCAGAGCUGUAGGCUUUCCAUGCAGCGAUGCCCUGGACCUCCCCCCGCCCCCCUGCCUUUUGUAAUGGUUUCAAUUAAAAAAAACAACAACUAAAAGAACAGAGAACAUCAGCCUUCUGAGAGGCAGUUGGUUUUAAAAUAUUGCUUUGGUGAGGCAAGCGAGGAGCAAGCCGUGCAGGUAGGAAGUUGGGGUACGCACACCCCUCAGCCCGCUGUGGAUGUUCCCGCAGCGAGCCUGAGCCUGCAGUUCCUGGUUUCCAUCUAAAACUUUGGGCCCCACAGCAAGUGACGAUGACUGAAGAUUCCUGCUACGGUCCCUGGGGCCUCAGCUGGGGUGGGUUUAGGUCAGAGGCAGGACUUGCUGGGGGCUGCGGUGUGAGGCCCAGAGGUCAGCAGGCAGGACCCGGAGCCCCACACGGCUGGUCCUGGUGUCUGUCAGGCCAUCGUGGUGACUCAGGCCUCCAGAGUGAGUUUGGGGGUCAACAAGGAGGUAGAUGUCACCCGAGGACCUCCGACACCACCGUACCUGUGCUCAUGUGACACAGGCUGUGAGGAGAGGCUGUGGCCCGGUGUCCAGGGCUGGCAAAGUGGGCAGUGGGGGGAUUUGGGUCACCGCAACCUCCAUGGGCCGGCCCUCCACCACACCCAACAAGUUGCACCUGAGUCGGGUGGGCUGGGGCCAGUGUCCCAGCCAAGAGCAUGAGUGCAGGGGGACACAGCCAGGCCUGAGGCUGAGGGGCCUGAGGACCGCCCACCUGGAGGGCAGAGUGGGCACAGAAAUGCAGGCGGGGCCUCUCCUCGACCUUGACCUCAUGCUGGGGGACAGAACGGCUCGUCCUCUUGGCUGAACCCUGUCUGUCCUUCAACAACUGAUCCUGCAGGAUGUAAAAUGUUUGACCUAGAAAGUCCCUACCGAGUCCGGUCCCACUUUCUGUCGUGACCCAUAUCCCACGGUAGAACCUGUCACCUAAGAAAACAUAGACUCCCCUUCGGCGAGGAAGGCAGCUGCCCCAUCUCUCUGUGAGGCCCCUCUGACAUCAGACAUGGGAGAACGGGGGCCCCCAAAACACAUGUGUUUCAACACUUACCCGGGCCCAACCCAGCUCCCAACUCCUGGUCAGAGCCACCCACUGUCAAUGUCAUUGUCACCCUGCUGGCCUGGUGUAGGCGGUCAGUGUCCCUUCCUGGGGAUUAGCAGACAGCUGAGAGCAGGUUCACUGGGGAUCAGGGUGGUUGGUGGGAAACUGGCUGUCCUGGCCUUCCCAGGGCCCUGAGUCCCUGGUACCGGCAGCUCAGACUUCAGGUGGGUUGGUUUCCAAAACAUUCACUUACUGAGAAUUGAGGUUUAAACGGUGAAGGUUUCCUAGAGUAACCCCCAGGAGAUCUGUCCAACCUCUUGGGCUUAUGACACGUGUAUGGGCAGUCGGCAGGACGUCCCUCGUAGCCGUGCCCAGGCCCUCACUCCCACGUGUGCACUGGGCUCUGGGCACACCGGCAGCCAGAACUUGUUACUAGCCUCCCACCAGCAACCCCCACACAGCCUCGGGCCUCGGGCUCUGGGCAUGAAGCACACGUCUUGGGACCAUCCCUUGUCCUGGGAACCCCGAGGAACCCCGCCACCUCUGCACACACGGGGAGAGCCGCACCCCCAGCAGGCGCUCUGCAGAGCUGAGCCGUGUGGCCCCUCCCUGUAAAAACUGCGACACACAAGCCAUUCACUCUCAGAGUCGCAUGCCAUGAAGUCCCUAAUUGUGUGAAACUUAGUUUGAAGUUGAAGACACGCAGCAUGCACAGCCGAGGGACAGCCCGCCUUGGGUCAUCUGCUGGCUGGCCGCAGAGCGUCCCCGGCACGGUGGGUCUUGCAGCCUGAGCCCGAGCGGUUCCUGCACACGCCCGCCCGCCCCGGUGAGUGCGCACCACCUUGCACAAGCGAGCACAGCGGAAUGUAGCCUCUUAGCAGCACAUCCCAUUCUCAUUUAGGAAAACCCACGUCCACUCGUGGAUUGUCUGUCCUCGAUGAGAAAGGUGUGGAGAGGCCGCAGCCCUCUGUGUGGGCUGGUAGGGCUGUCCCUCCACGGGGCGCAGGGGGUGGCACGCGGGACACGGCUCCCAUCAGGAGAGCCCCCCGAGCAUGCUUCUUCAGACGCGAACAGAGAUGACUAUCGGAAUGACAAUUUCACCGGUAACUUCUCAUGAUAGAUUUGUAUGAUCAAUACGGGUCUAUUUUUAUGUCAACUGGACACUGUAGAGUACCUUCCAGUCUUUUCCAAGAUUGUUAAAUUGAGACAAGUAAUUGAAUAAUUUGUCCUAUUUUUAUUUUAAAAAAGUGAAUGGGCUGAAAUGUUAAAUGUGAAUGUACAUUUCUUAAUUGCAACUUUUCUACUGAGUGUUUGCACUAUACUUUCUGGAACCUUAUUUAACAAAAGUAAAGGAAAAAAAAUUGCUUGACUAAA
Hipposideros armiger (great roundleaf bat) is the source of this 8763-nucleotide messenger RNA. It is a transcript of the gene ADCY1, whose product is annotated as adenylate cyclase 1. The record is from RefSeq and is a predicted model, not a curated record. Gene Ontology annotation, cellular component: plasma membrane. Gene Ontology annotation, biological process: adenylate cyclase-activating G protein-coupled receptor signaling pathway; intracellular signal transduction; cAMP biosynthetic process. Gene Ontology annotation, molecular function: adenylate cyclase activity. The coding region runs from base 316 to 3105 and encodes 929 amino acids. The transcript is spliced from 20 exons. Lineage: Eukaryota; Metazoa; Chordata; Mammalia; Chiroptera; Hipposideridae.